AUGGCUUGCGCAAAAGAAGUAGCCGAGAAGUCUGGACCGGUUGUCACACUUGCGAAACAAGCAAUUUUGGCCGCGGAUGCGGGGCUUGAAAGUGGCUUUGCGAUAGAAAGAGGACUCUAUUACUCCAGCUUUGAUCUAAGAGACAAGACUGAGGGUAUUAGUGCAUUUCUUGAGAAGCGCAAGCCAGAGUGGACACACCAAUAG
Messenger RNA from Bacidia gigantensis, 204 nucleotides. RefSeq lists its product as uncharacterized. The transcript has 2 exons. Bases 1 to 204 code for a protein of 67 amino acids. Lineage: Eukaryota; Fungi; Ascomycota; Lecanoromycetes; Lecanorales; Ramalinaceae. The record is from RefSeq and is a predicted model, not a curated record.